CCAGGCAGGCAGGAGAUGAGAGGUGAGUCAAAGCACCCGUCAAAGUUGACGUGUUCGCGAGGAUUAGCAUCGCUAAUUAAUCUCGCCUGUGCUUUUGGCUUUUGGAAUCAGUUCAAUGAUCAACAGCGAUAUGAUGGCAUAAACAAUUUCUCCACAGUUGCGGCGUGCUCCCUCACAUGCUGCUGCUUCUUCAGUUCUUCCUCUCUCCAAGUCCACGGCACAAGCCAACCCAACCAAACCCAUCACCUCUCUCUAUAAAAGCCUCUCCCGCCCUUUUCACCACAAUCCUCCAAACUCCUCCUCUUCCAUACUCGAUUCUCGGCUACCUAGUCGCUUACCCAGGAGCUCAUAGCUACUAGCUCGCAGGAAGCUUGAAGCUGCCACUUCGCCGUCCUGCUUGCUGCCAGAUUAUUGGCGAGCUAGUCGAUUGGUGAAGAUGGCGGCGCGUGAUCAGCGAGAGAUGAGCAGCGACGAGGAGUCGUCGGUGGCGCCGGGGGACCUCCGCCGCGGGCCGUGGACGGUGGAGGAGGACCUGCUGCUCGUCAACUACAUCGCCGCGCACGGCGAGGGACGCUGGAACGCGCUGGCACGAUGCGCAGGGCUUCGUCGGACGGGCAAGAGCUGCCGCCUGCGGUGGCUCAACUACCUCCGGCCGGACCUCCGGCGCGGCAACAUCACGGCGCAGGAGCAGCUGCUCAUCCUGGAUCUGCACUCGCGCUGGGGCAACCGCUGGUCUAAGAUCGCGCAGCACCUGCCCGGCCGCACCGACAACGAGAUCAAGAACUACUGGCGCACGCGGGUGCAGAAGCACGCCAGGCAGCUCAACUGCGACGUCAACAGCCAGCAGUUCAAGGAUCUCAUGAGAUACCUCUGGAUGCCGCGCCUCCUCGAGCGCAUCAGCUCCGGGGACGACGGCCGCGGCGUCGCCACGCCGCAGCUCCCGGCGUGGCCCGUCGACGACGUGGAGCUGUCCUGCACCACCGCCGCGUCGUCGUCCUCCGUGUCGACGGACGGCACGCAGCAGCAGCUCGUGUCGCCGCCGGCGCCACCGGCGACCUCCGCCUUUGGCGAGAGCGCGCCCAGCGGCAACGACGGAUCCUAUUCCUACAGCAACAACAGCAACACUGCUGCCAUGUGGGGCACGUUGUGCCAGCCACCACAAACAGACUACCACUUAUUAGUGGCGGGCGCCGAGGCUGCUUGCAGCUGGUCCGACGAGUCGCUGCUGGCCCCGGGUCUCUCCGGCGUCUACGGCGACAUGGGGAUGGGGUUGCCGGAGCUGGGCGACACCAUGUGGGGCGCCGGUGCCGACGACCUGUGGUACACGCAGAUAAUGGGGUUGUGAAAUAUAAAGCAAGUCCGCCGCUUGGAUCGGAUUUGAUUUGACCCCUGCUAUCUAGUAGGCCGGCCGGUGCAGACGAUGGCGAACGUCCACCGUGCGGGACGGGCACCGAGACCUUGAAAUUAGUUAAGAUCACAGGCAGGGAACGUACUCAGGACGGGCUAGAGGAAGGAGAAGGUUAUUAUUGGGGGGCUUGGGUUUGAAGAUUAAAAAAAUCAUCUUCAUAUUCCACUUUGCCCGCCAAUAAUUUGUUCCCCAGUUCUUGCCCAUCAUCGCAUCUCUGUGUCUCUUAUACUACUCCACACCUGUGCUUUCUACUCUUAGUAUGUAUGUAUAUGUAUAUGUAUGUAUGUAUGUAUGUAUGUAUGUAUAUAUAUAUAUAUGGAGUAGCAGUAGCGCACUAGCUAGCUAGCUUACCAAUUACCAUGAGGUUAACUAUCUACACUACUAGUAGCUUGGUUGUUGUUUUCUACUUUUUAUUAGUUACUACUGUACUGCUUUCCUCCAUUAAUUCUUUGUGGGUAAAUACGGAGUGGUUGGUUAUUGGUUUGUAACUUGGCGUCGUGCCUGGUGAUCCUGGAAGACGAUGGAAAUAAAAAAGUUGAAGUGCCCCGGCCCCGCACUGCAUGGGGCGUUGCUGGUUAGCACUAGCAA
This is a messenger RNA of Panicum hallii, 1996 nucleotides long. Its product is annotated as transcription factor MYB2-like. Lineage: Eukaryota; Viridiplantae; Streptophyta; Magnoliopsida; Poales; Poaceae. The record is from RefSeq and is a predicted model, not a curated record. Gene Ontology annotation, biological process: regulation of DNA-templated transcription. Gene Ontology annotation, molecular function: sequence-specific DNA binding; DNA-binding transcription factor activity. The transcript is spliced from 2 exons. The coding region runs from base 437 to 1345 and encodes 302 amino acids. Gene Ontology annotation, cellular component: nucleus.